AAAAAAUUAAAAUAUCUGUCAGUCAAUAUCAGAGUAGAUCUACUCAAUAACUUGUACCUGAAGAUGGUCCGCAAAAGAGAUAAACGUAAAAAUAAGUGCCGAGACAUCCCAACAGACAACACAAACAACAGAAAUAAGCGCCGAAUCAACCCAUGGGUUGAACUGAUGGCAAAAGCGAAGGACGACAACAGAAACAACAGAAAUCAAUCAUCACUAUUGGAUCCGCAACCGUGGGAUUGGGAUGAACUACAACAACUGCCUCAGCCAAUGGAACCGAUCAGGACUUUAGGAGCUGAUAACUGGUCAGCCAAAUGGUACAAUUGGGACACAGCUGGUCGGGGACACGAUAUUGUAUGGGAUGAAAAUCAGGUAAAUAUGGAACAUUAUCGCCAAUUAUUACAACAAUAUGGUUAUGAAAUUCAAGGUUUUAUUCGGGAACGAAAAGGUAGACACGAUCAUCAUAUAGUGAAUGUGCUACGGGAUGAACCUGCCGAUCCCAGUAUAGGUAAGUUACGCGGUAAGUACCCAUAUGUCUGUAAGAUAGUGUCGAUGGGAUUUUAUAAGAAAAGGUAUGGCCGUCGAAUAGAUAGAGCAGUUCAGGCAUUUCGUAAAGAAGCGGCAAUACUGAUGCGUUUGGAUAAAUAUAAUCAACAAAAUAUCGUAAAAGUGUACGAUUGGAUUGACCUAACCGACCCGUUUACACAGUUUCCUUAUAACUAUGGGGCACUUAUUAUGGAAGUAAUGUUAGGAUCACUCAGUGAUCUGAUUAGAUCGAAACCAAUGAAAAUACUAGAUUUCAAUUAUUGUCAAUUGGUUGCUCGUGAUAUAGCCCAAGCACUGGAGUUUAUUCAUAGUAGAAUCAAAUACAGGUUAGACACCAAUAGACAUCCUAUCCUUGGACACGAUAGUCAACCGAUUUGCGAGACUUUUACUAUUGUACAUAUGGCAGUCUCACCUCGAAAUAUACUAUACAAAUUGGUCAAAGAUGAUCAGUCAUUAUUGCCCAGAUAUGUAUUCAAAUUGGCUGACUUUGAGGAAAGCUAUGUCUACGAACUGGACGAGCCGGCAGUUAUGCCUACCUGGGCUAUCGCCAAACCCUACCUACACAGUCAUAGUGCAGCCGAACUUUUUGAAUCGGAUACAUCCAAUAUGCUAACACCGCCAAUGGAUAUGUACAGUUUGGGCGCCUGUAUCGACUGUGCACAUACAGUAGACUCACAGAUCCCGAUCCCCAGUCUAGACUUACAGCAACCCAGGCUUUGGCACAUGAGUUCCUCAAUGAAGUUGAUUGAAAACAACGACACGGUUUAGCCGAUCAGG
Oppia nitens is the source of this 1320-nucleotide messenger RNA. RefSeq lists its product as uncharacterized. Gene Ontology annotation, molecular function: protein serine/threonine kinase activity; ATP binding. Bases 64 to 1311 code for a protein of 415 amino acids. The record is from RefSeq and is a predicted model, not a curated record. The transcript has 2 exons. Gene Ontology annotation, biological process: peptidyl-serine phosphorylation; peptidyl-threonine phosphorylation. NCBI's taxonomy places the organism in Eukaryota, Metazoa, Arthropoda, Arachnida, Sarcoptiformes, Oppiidae.